CUCAUAACCAACUCCUGCUCCCCCUGGCGACGAAUAGCACCCUUUUAUCCUCUUCGUACAUAUUAUUCCCCUCUUCUGACCAUGACUGCUGUCGACUACAAGAUUGCAGGCGCUACGCCUGAGCAGCAAGAGGCCGUGGACAUGCUGGUCAAGCAGUUCCUGCUGACUGACUCGCGUCUGGGCGAGAUCAUCAAGGAGUUCCGGCGGCGGAUGGAGGACGGGCUGGCACACGACGGGCGCGUGGUGCGGAUGUUCCCAAGCUAUGUGACCCGCCGCCCGACAGGCAGCGAGGCCGGGUCGUACUAUGCGAUCGACCUUGGCGGCACGAACCUGCGUGUGCUGAAGGUGACUCUUGACGGCGCGGGUGGUGUGACGACCGAGCACCAAAAGUUCUCGCUGACGGAGGAGGCCAAGACGAAGACGCUGUUUGACUUCAUUGCGCAGAGCAUCGAGACGUUCCUGGACGACCGCAACCUGCGGCCGACGGGCCAGGACGAGCCCAUCUCGAUGGGCUUCACGUUCUCGUACCCGGUGCAGCAGACAUCGAUCAACAGCGGCAUACUGUCGCAGUGGACCAAGGGGCUGAAUGUGCCUGGAUGCGUCGGCCGCGACGUGGUGCGGCUGCUGCAGGAUGCGCUGCUGCGCCUGGGCCUGCGCGUGAAGAUCUCGGCGCUGGUCAACGACACGGUGGGCACGCUGCUGUCGGCCGCGUACAAGAACCCGGCGGCGCAGAUGGGCAUUAUCUUUGGCACGGGCACCAACGCUGCAUACUACGAGAACAUCGACAAUAUCGGCAAGUGGAAUGGCCCGCGGCCCGAGUCGGGCGAGAUGGUGGUGAACAUGGAGUGGGGAGCCUUUGACAGCAACGAUUUCGCCUUCCUGCCGUUCACGCAGCACGACAUCAAGCUGGACCGCAAGUCGAUCAACCCGCGCAAGCAGGCGUACGAGAAGAUGAUCUCGGGCAUGUACCUGGGCGAGAUCGCGCGCAACGUGAUACUGUGGCUGGCCGACCAGCGCCUGAUGUUCGGCGGGUGUUCGUCCGAGGUGCUCAACGCCAUGUGGUCGAUCGACACGUCGUACCUGUCAAAUGCGCUGGAGGACACGUCCGAGGACCUCGACGAGAUCAAGUGCAUCAUCGAGAAGACCCUGAGCAUCGCCGAGACAACGCUGGUCGACCGCAAGAUCUUCCGCCUGAUCGCCGCGCUGGUGGGCGAGCGUGCUGCGCGCCUCAGUGCCAUCGGCGUGGUUGCCACGCUGGGCAAGCGCCCGGAACUGCUCAAGAAGGCCGUGCAUAUUGGCAUUGAUGGCUCGAUGUACGAGUUCUGGCCCAACUUUGACAAGAUGCUGAGCGACACUGUCUCGCACUUCCUGGCGCCCGAGCAGUUCGCAAACGUCAGCUUUGGCCUGGCCAAGGACGGCUCUGGUGUCGGAGCUGCGAUCAUUGCUAUGCUUGCCUCCCAGGAGUAAACCUACUAAUUUUCUUUUUCAAACAUCAUAUUUUUCCUCUGUAAGUUUC
This is a messenger RNA of Linderina pennispora, 1516 nucleotides long. RefSeq lists its product as uncharacterized. The coding region runs from base 82 to 1467 and encodes 461 amino acids. Gene Ontology annotation, biological process: glucose 6-phosphate metabolic process; intracellular glucose homeostasis; glycolytic process. The record is from RefSeq and is a predicted model, not a curated record. NCBI's taxonomy places the organism in Eukaryota, Fungi, Kickxellomycota, Kickxellomycetes, Kickxellales, Kickxellaceae. The transcript has a single exon. Gene Ontology annotation, cellular component: cytosol; mitochondrion. Gene Ontology annotation, molecular function: fructokinase activity; mannokinase activity; glucokinase activity.